AUGGGGCCUCGCCGUAGAAACUUCGUCCGGCCAUUGGGGUCUCCGGCUGAUGCUGAAUCCAGCCACUUCUUCAAGAUCAUACUUCCUGAAACUAUUCGUGCCCAAAAACUGAGAAUUCCCAAGGAGUUCGCAAGAAGAUUUGAGAAUGAACUGUCUACUAGUGAGGCAACGAUUGGUGUACCAGAUGGUCGUAUCUGGAGAAUGGAACUGAAGAAGUCUGAAAAGGAGGUUUGCUUCUGCAAGGGUUGGCGGGAAUUUGUGAAGUACUACUCUAUUAAAUUUGGCUUCAUUUUAGCGUUUAAAUAUGAAGGCAAUUCACACUUCUCUUCGGUUAUCUUUGAUGUGAGUGCUGCUGAGAUUCACUAUCCACUAUGCAAAGAUAACUCUGAGAAGCAGAACUUGGAAUCCAAAUGUCCUGGAAAAAAGUCCGGUUUUAAUCACUGUAGCUACAACACAAGACGCAAAAGGCAUGAGCUUGAAGAUCAAGAAGAAAUAAUCGACAUAGAUUGUGCGAAUGAUCUGAGCCCUGGAAAAUUAGGAAACAACAAAAGUUAUAAUUCUGCCGAGAAUUCAAGAAAGCAAGAGAGAAACCGAUCUGGGCCAGGCCGUUCUUCCAAAAUGAUGAAGAAAACUUUGAGUAGAAAGCAGAGAGCUAUAAGAGCUGCCCAAAAUUUCCAACCAAAAAAACCAUCCUUUACUGCAAUAAUAAAAUCACCAAAUCUGACUGCUCGUUAUAUGGAUGUGCCUGGGGCAUUUUCGAAAGCUCAUCUGGAGAAAGUUGAUUCUGUGAAGCUUCAGGUUUCUAAUGGAAACGAUGGGCAGUUAACUGUAUUAAACAGCGUUCAAAUGUUCGAAUGUGUGGGGGCUGGAUCGAUUUCGCAAGGGCCAACAAUCUGA
Molecule: messenger RNA, 897 nt
Organism: Neltuma alba
Lineage: Eukaryota; Viridiplantae; Streptophyta; Magnoliopsida; Fabales; Fabaceae
Product: B3 domain-containing transcription factor VRN1-like
Exons: 3
Coding region: 1-897 (298 amino acids)
Molecular function (GO): DNA binding
Source: RefSeq, a predicted model, not a curated record